Messenger RNA from Naegleria lovaniensis, 648 nucleotides. RefSeq lists its product as uncharacterized. Lineage: Eukaryota; Heterolobosea; Eutetramitea; Acrasida; Naegleriidae. The coding region runs from base 1 to 648 and encodes 215 amino acids. The transcript has a single exon. The record is from RefSeq and is a predicted model, not a curated record.
AUGGAGAUUGUGCUUUCAAACCUCUAUGAACAAUGCUUUCUUUAUUCGCAGCAACAUGAACAACCAUUAGUUCCCAACUUUGAAAUAGGUUCCAAUAUUGGUCUCGAGCAUGGGAGGCUCAGUAGUGAGAAUCAUUACUUGACCUUAUAUCCAACCGUUCUUGAGAAUGGUUCUCUUCAAUCAUCUGAUUGUUUCUUGACUUUGGAUUAUGAUUCACUCUUUGGUAACGUUCAUGAGCCAGUGGAGGAACAAAUGAAACUUGAUGCAAGUCCUACGGAUCAUGAUGAAGGUUCAGAUAUCAGAUCAUAUUCCUUGUUGGAUCAUGGAAGAGGUUUCUUGAACUCUCUCAAUCAAUGUUCAAACAAUUCUUCUCAUGGAUCUUCAACAUGGGUUUGUGUCCAUCCUAGUGAACAACGUUCCUCCUCAUCCUCCUCCUCAACAAUAUUAUCACCUCCAAAAACAACCAAUCUAACAACAACUCCAUCCAAAAUCUGUUUCGUCUCUCAUACACAAAAAUCCUUUCUUGCCGAACAAAUGUUAAAGCAGAACGGACCGAAACGAGGAAGAGGAAGACCUCGAAAGAACAAAUCAAAUACUUCCUCUUCAUUGCACCGAAUUUCAAAACAGAGAAAAUCUAGGAAACACUGA